GUCCAAUCGCCCCAUCAACCCGAAUUUGGCUUGCCGAGAAGAUGACUAUCUUCGACGAGUUGGCCGAAACCGGCGGAGACGACAAAUUCAAAGCCUGGUUAUCCAAGACCAUCGAGACAUAACAGGGAAUUAUUGCUUUCGUCACAAGCUAACGACAAGAUAACCCAGCUAGAGAACUCGACAGCUACCUACGCCUUCGAGCAACUUUGGUACUACAUGCUGCAGCUCUCCCGACUAGACAUCACCACCAUUGGAGCCAUAUCCACGGAUCCGUUUCCCAUCGAGUGGACUGCCACCGAAAGACUCCUAACCUACAACAUGAAUGAACUGGCAACCGUCGUCUCGAAGUACCCUACAAACGACUUCCCCAUCGCCCCCUCCACAACGGCCUAUCUCCACUCACCUCGCCGACGAAACCUCGACAGCGACCGGGAAGACGCUAAAAAGCGACUCUUCGCUCGCCAUCGAUUCAAAUGAAUCAAUAACCGCCACUGCUUUGCUGACAUCGAGCCUUUCAAGUCCUACUGCAACGACUUGCCACCCACAAAUAUACUCGCAGACCUGGAAACGCUGCGUAUUGCAGCUGCACUGGACUUCGAGUUCUCGAACACCAUGCCAGAACAGUUCAUCCACCGUGGUGGCUCCUCUUGACACAUCUAGAAAAUCCCCAAAGUGGCCUGCUUCUCCGGAUGCAUGCGUGACUGCUCGGACACGGUGCGGUUCUGCUUUGACUACGUGAUUAAGAAGAGUUUCGAAUCGAUCACCGGUAUUGGGCUGGGCUUCAUAGACCUUGGGACGAAUUCGAUCUGCUUGAGGAGAAGAUGAAAGAAGAGAUGAAAACAUCGGUGGUAUUGCAGAUAGACGAGUUGAAAGCUUAUGACGCGGGAUGUAAGACGAGGUUUUCUGCUUGAGAUAGCAUAGAUAGCA
Mytilinidion resinicola is the source of this 927-nucleotide messenger RNA. RefSeq lists its product as uncharacterized. NCBI's taxonomy places the organism in Eukaryota, Fungi, Ascomycota, Dothideomycetes, Mytilinidiales, Mytilinidiaceae. The coding region runs from base 217 to 477 and encodes 86 amino acids. The record is from RefSeq and is a predicted model, not a curated record. The transcript has a single exon.